AUGCAACAAUCAAAAGUUCCAUUUUUAUAUAAUGUAUCACCAAGUGUAUUACCACCUGCGGUUGAUUUUCCUGAUUGGACUAAAGUUACCGGAUAUUGGUUUUUGGAUGAAGGUUCUGAUGAUUUUAAACCACCGACUGAAUUAGUUGAAUUUAUGGAUAAAGCAAGAUGUGAUGGUAAGAAGAUUGUAUAUAUCGGAUUUGGAUCCAUUGUGGUUAAGAAUGCUACAAUUCUUACCCAGGCUAUUGUAGAAGCCGUUUUGAAGGCUGAUGUAAGAUGCAUUUUGAAUAAAGGUUGGUCUGACAGAUUGGAUCAUAAGCAAGAUAAACAACCUGAGAUUGAAUUACCUCCGGAGAUUUACAAUGCUGGGUUGAUACCUCAUGAUUGGUUAUUUCCAAGGGUGGAUGCAGCUAUUCAUCAUGGUGGUUCAGGAACCACAGGUGCUUCAUUAAGAGCUGGAUGUCCUACUAUAAUCAAACCAUUUUUUGGAGAUCAAUUCUUUUAUGCAACUAGGAUUGAAGAUUUGGGAGUUGGGAUUGCAUUAAAGAAAUUAACUGGAAAAUCAUUAAGUAACGCAAUUUUAAAAGUUACUAGUGAUCAAACGAUGAUUGAAAAAGUUUGUCGGGUAGGUCAGAGGAUAAAUAAAGAUUAUGGAGUAUAUUCUGCAAUUGAAGCAAUUUUAAGACUUAAUCUUAUACGAUCCUUAAACCAUGAAUACUUUCUAUUAGUAUUAGUAAAUGUUAGAAAACAUAAUCCAGAAUAUGCAAAUGCUAGAUCUAGUAUGCGAAACUCGAUGGAUAUUGAAUUAGAUGAAGUUGAAGAGCAAUAUGAAGUUUCUGAUAAUAAACAAUAUAGUAAGGUUUCAAUUGAAAAACAAGGUGAAACUUUUAGUGAUGGAUUCAGGAGUAGUGAAGAUGGGUAUGUAUACAUGGCAGUAUGA
Molecule: messenger RNA, 939 nt
Organism: Hemisphaericaspora subhashii
Lineage: Eukaryota; Fungi; Ascomycota; Pichiomycetes; Serinales; Debaryomycetaceae
Product: glycosyltransferase
Exons: 1
Coding region: 1-939 (312 amino acids)
Molecular function (GO): UDP-glycosyltransferase activity
Source: RefSeq, a predicted model, not a curated record